This is a messenger RNA of Gossypium raimondii (Peruvian cotton), 432 nucleotides long. RefSeq lists its product as uncharacterized. NCBI's taxonomy places the organism in Eukaryota, Viridiplantae, Streptophyta, Magnoliopsida, Malvales, Malvaceae. The record is from RefSeq and is a predicted model, not a curated record. Bases 1 to 432 code for a protein of 143 amino acids. The transcript has a single exon.
AUGGCCUCAACCUGUAUUUCAACCUGCAUAGAUGAUAUUAAGGUCCCAAUCAGGCCAACCAAUGCCUACAAGUGGCCGGAAUCAGAUGCUGAGUUUGUAAGGUCACUGAGCUCUAACGGUGGCAGCCGUGGCGGCCAUGCACAUCCUACGGUCGUUGAUAGCAUUUCAUGCAGGCAAAUGUACCUCAGGAGCUACAAGUUUCAUAGGAGUGAUGAUCAUCAAACUGAGCCUGAACAAAUAAAAUGUUUUGGCAUGGUUAAGAUGGAAAAAGUGAAGAGUCCUAGUAGCCAAAAGAAACCCCAAAAUGUUGCCAAGAAGAAGUGUGUGGCACUCAAGAGGGCCAAAGUGGUCUCUUGUGCUGCCUUGUUGGCUCUGUUUCGCCGGCUUUUGUUCUGUACCACCAAGGUUGAUGUGGCUGAUCAUGGAGGUUGA